AUGUCGAAUAGUUGGCUGACCUGGGAAACAGAUGAUGGCCCAUCGAACGCGAUCAUCCUGCACGAAGACAAGCAGUACUACCCGACGGCGCAACAAGUAUACGGAGAUGAAGUCGAAGUGCUGGUACGAGAGGAAGAUGAGCAGCUUCUCACGCAACCGAUCAUUGCGCCUGUCGAGCAAAAGAAGUUCAACAUCGAGGAGGCCGACCUGCCGCCAGUCUUCUUCGAGCGCAGCUUCAUGACGGACCUCAUGAACUUCCCCGACCAAAUAAGGAACGUUGCGCUGGCAGGACAUCUCCACCACGGAAAGACCGCGUUCAUGGACAUGCUUGUGCUGGAGACCCAUGACAUCACCGAUAGACUCGAGCGCCGGGUCGGCAAGAAGAGAGACGAGCAGCUCAGAUACACCGAUGUCCACAUCGUCGAGAGAGAAAGAGGAGUUUCGAUCAAGGCGUCGCCAAUGAGCUUGGUGUUGCCGAGCUCGAAGGGAAAAUCCCACCUGGUCAACAUUCUGGAUACCCCUGGCCACGUCAACUUUGUUGACGAAGUCGCGACUAGUCUGAGAUUAGCCGACGGAGUCUGUUUAGUCGUCGAUGUCGUGGAGGGCGUCCAAGUCAACACGGAGCAGAUUAUCAAGCACGCGGUUCUGGAGGAUAUUCCCUUGACACUCAUCAUCAACAAGAUGGAUCGCCUCAUCUUGGAGCUCAAGCUGCCGCCCAAGGACGCGUACUUCAAGCUCAAGCAUGUGAUUGAGGAGGUCAACACCGUCAUUGAAAACACAAUUCCAGGAAAAGGCGAAGCGAAGCGGAUAAGCCCUGAAAAGGGCAACGUUCUCUUUGCUUGCACAGACAUGGGAUGGUGCUUCACUCUGCAGUCGUUCGCCAAGAUGUACGCCGAUACCUACGGCGGCAUCAACACAGAGGAUUUCGCAAAGAGAUUGUGGGGAGACGUCUACUUCAACCCCGAGAAGAGGAACUUUACGCGCAAGCCGUUAGAAGCCCGCUCGAGUCGGUCGUUCGUCAACUUCGUCCUGGAGCCCAUAUACAAGAUCUUUACACAUACCAUUAGCGACAGCCCUGAAGACCUGAAGGUGGUUUUGGGCGGCCUGGGCAUCACUCUGAAGCCGUCUCAGUACAAGGCUGACGCCAAAGUAUUGUUGAAGCUCGUCUGCGAACAGUUCUUUGGUCCCUCGACUGGCUUCGUCGACAUGAUCGUACGCCACAUCCCGUCACCCGAUGAGUCUGCAGAGAGGUAUUUGGAGAAAUACUACACAGGCCCUCUGGACACGAAGCUGGCUGAGUCCAUGAAGUCUUGUAACCAAGAUGGGCCUUUGGUUGUUCACGUCACAAAGCUCUUCAGCACGGCGGAUGCCAAAAGCUUCUAUUCAUUUGGUCGUGUUUUGAGCGGUACGGCUCGUCCCGGCAUGCAAGUUCGAGUCCUGGGAGAAGGAUACUCGACAGACGACGACGAAGAUAUGGCCAUGGCAACAAUUUCCGAUGUGUUCAUCGGUGAGUCAAGGUACAAUAUCCCGACGGACGGUGUACCGGCGGGCAACUACGUGCUUCUUGGUGGAGUCGACAACUCCAUUGUCAAGACAGCAACCCUCGUUCCGCCCAAGCUCGAGGAUGACGAGGAUCCUUACAUCUUCAAGCCUGUUACACAUUUCACGGAAUCCGUCCUCAAGGUGGCUGUUGAGCCUAUCAACCCUUCAGAACUUCCCAAGAUGCUUGACGGUCUGCGGAAGAUCCAAAAGAGUUACCCCUUGAUCACCACCAAGGUCGAGGAAUCAGGAGAACAUAUCGUGCUGGGCACCGGUGAACUGUACAUGGACUGUGUUCUCCACGAUCUGAGACGCCUGUACGCCGACAUGGAAAUCAAGGUGUCGGAUCCCGUCACGCGAUUCUGUGAGACCGUCGUGGAGCAAUCCGCGACAAAAUGCUACGCCAUCACACCGAACAAGAAGAACAAAAUCACAAUGGUGGCCGAGCAGCUGGACAAGGGCAUUUCAGAAGACAUCGAAUCAGGCAAGGUCAAGAUUAGGGAUCCCAUUCGCAAGACGGCCAACUACUUCGAAGAGACCUACGGCUGGGACAAGCUGGCAGCGAGAAGCAUUUGGGCGUUCGGCCCCGACGAGAUGGGCCCGAACAUCCUGCAGGACGAUACACUGCCCUCUGAGGUUGACAAGAAGCUUCUGACAACGGUCAAGGAGACCAUUCGCCAAGGUUUUAGCUGGGCGACUAGAGAAGGUCCCCUGUGUGAAGAGCCCAUUCGGAAUACAAAGUUCAGGAUCACUGAUGUGUCAUUGGCAUCGGAAGCCAUCUUCCGUGGAGGCGGUCAAAUCAUCCCCACCUCUAGGCGGGCCUGCUACUCGUCGUUCCUGAUGGCCUCUCCUCGAUUGAUGGAGCCGCUGUAUUCCGUCUCGGUGACAGGCCCUGAGGACUCUGCUACGGAGGUCUACACGACGCUCGCCAGACGCCGUGGUCACGUCCUCCAGGAUGGUCCGGUAGCGGGCACGCCUCUCUACCGUGUCAACGGUUUAAUUCCCGUCAUCGACUCGUUUGGUUUCGAGACGGAUCUGCGCAUCAAGACCAAGGGUAUGGCCAUGGUCAGUUUGACGUUUGACAGCUGGAGCAUUGUGCCAGGCGACCCUCUUGACAAGGAGGUCAUCAUCCGGCCGCUACAGCCAGCCAGCGCUCAGGCGACUGCCAGGGAUUUUGUGCUGAAGACUAGGAGAAGAAAGGGUCUUAGCGAGGAUGUGAGCGUGGCGACCUUCUUGGAGCCCGAGUUCUAUCAAAGCCUUAUGGAGAGUGGCGCGCUUGGUGACUAA
Messenger RNA from Colletotrichum spaethianum, 2826 nucleotides. Its product is annotated as pre-mRNA-splicing factor CWF10. The transcript is spliced from 3 exons. Bases 1 to 2826 code for a protein of 941 amino acids. Gene Ontology annotation, biological process: mRNA splicing, via spliceosome. The record is from RefSeq and is a predicted model, not a curated record. Lineage: Eukaryota; Fungi; Ascomycota; Sordariomycetes; Glomerellales; Glomerellaceae. Gene Ontology annotation, molecular function: translation elongation factor activity; GTP binding; U5 snRNA binding. Gene Ontology annotation, cellular component: U2-type catalytic step 2 spliceosome; U4/U6 x U5 tri-snRNP complex; cytosol.